AAUCAACAAAUAUUAUCAUUUAAACUGCAGGGUGUAUCUGAUGAGGUUUGCUUCAUUUGUCAGGAUGAGAUCUUCUCCUGCAGUUUCAGGAUGAUGACAUCAUCGCUGGUGUUGCUAACAACUAAAAUGUCUUCGCCAUCAGAAUCAGAUCAGAAUCAGAUCAGAAUCAGAAUCAGCUUAUUGCCAAGUCUUUGCUCACAAACAAGGAGUUUGACUCCAGUACACUUUGUUCUCAGAUCAGCCAUCAGCACCAUGGCCCGGUUCUGCUGCUCCUGUGUUCCAAUCUAGAUGUUGGAGAUUAAAGGGCAGAGAGACUGUAGAACUUUUUCAGUCCAUUUCUUGAGCAGAUCCAGGCUACUUUUACUUUGCUUCAGCAGUUGUUCUAAAGAAGCUCCAGAACCACUGGUCUAACCAGUUUAAAGGACAGAGUGUCCAAGCAGAACCGGUCUUGGUGGGAGUUGGUGCUGUUAGGUGGUCUGCUCUGAGGCUGCCUGCAGAGGUGGCAGAAACCGAGAGGAAGGUCCAAAAGGGUCUUCAUCCUGAGGGUCUGAGGUUAGCAGCUGCUGCAGACCCAGUAGUUGCUCUGAAGGCAGCCAUGGGGAACCAGAGGAGGAACAUGAGGAAUGUUCUGGAUUCUUAGAGUUUGGGGACAUGGGGAUAUAAGGUGAUGGACUGAGGGACAGGUAGAGGAUAGACAGAUGUAUCUGGUCAUCAAUCAGCUGGACAGAGAUGGUUCCACUUUAAUGAAGAUGUGUUUUGGACUCUGUGAUGGUCAGCACCUCCAUCUGGAGACCUGCCCACCACCAUAACCACAACCAUCAAAUAAAUGAGGUAAAGACUCCUCCUCUUCCUGUAGGUGACUCAUUUAUGGUGACGCAAAUGGACCACCUUCAUCCCCCAGAAGAUCAACUCACCAACCACUCCUUAUCUCCAUAGGGAUGGACAUGGUGGUUCUAGUUCUGGGUUUAGCUGUGGCUCUGUGGGUCUUCUAACUAUCAGAAGGUUGUGAGUUGACUUCCAUCUUCUCUCAACCAAAUGUUGAAGAGUCCUUGGACAACCUGGAGAAGCCCAGGUUCUGUCUGAGGUCAGUGGAUGAAUGUGGAGGCUGUGAUUCUGGGUCAGUGGGUGGUUGCGUCUUCAGUGGAUCUGAUAGGUGACCGGGUCUGGAGAAGAUCAGUCCAUCUAUCCUUUAAAUGAUCCAAAUACCAGGAUGUGAAUAUUAUCUAAAGAAUAAAGUUACAUUACGUAUUAUUCUGACCCAUUAGGUCUUUUUUUCUGUUUUACCUCUCCAGAGGUUCUGGUACUGAAACACUUUCUGACCCAAGUCUUACAGAGAACUCAGCAGGAUUCAGCCUCACGAAUGAUGCUGUUCUGCUGUGAUGUUUCUCAGAUAGAUGGAUGAAGUUCAGUUGAUUCUGCAGAACUAUGAUGGACCUCAUAGCUUCUCCUUGUAUUUCCACUCUGCUUUGUUUUCCUGGAGAUGAAUCGGUCCUGGUCUUCUUUCAGUGUGGUACCAUUGAACUGAUUUAGACUGAAACCACUAUGACCUCAGCAGAAGAUCCAUCUCAUUAGAUCAUGGCAGAUUCUCCAUUAAUUCUACUACUCCGUUGCUCUGUGGAGAUACAGGAGAACCUACCUCCACCUGCUCUGCUUCAGGUGAUUCUUCAUGUCUAACACAUCAGGGUCCAGGUGGGUCAAUGGAGACAGCUGCUGGUCGACCAUCAGAGGUCUUCAGCUUGGAUCUUCUCUGUGUUUGAGUCUUACUGGUGGGUGAACAUGUUAGUUGAAGGUGGAGUCUUCCUGGAACAAGGAAGAAGAUUCAUGUGGAGCUCAGACUUUAAUCAGCUGAUGAUUGUGGACACCAAUCGUCUAUCAGCAAAGGGGGAGACGGCCUCUGAUUAGACAGACCAUGACCAGAAGUGAUGUAACAAUCCUGCCCUGUUCUGGAGACCUGGUAUGACAGAAACAUAGAGCUGAUUACCCUGACUACAGUCACAGUUGCCUAGAUGAACGGAUCUGAGGGGGAGCUGGAGUACGAAGAGAUAACGUUGGAGAGGGGGAACUCUGGACUGGGCUUCAGCAUCGCAGGAGGAACCGAUAAUCCCCACAUUGGAGAUGAUCCAUCUAUCUUCAUCACCAAGAUUAUCCCUGGAGGAGCUGCUGCCCAGGAUGGACGGCUCAGGGUUAAUGACAGCAUUGUGUUUGUGAACGACGUGGACGUCCGUGAAGUCUCUCACUCACUGGCUGUGGAGGCUCUGAAGGAGGCGGGGCCUGUGGUCCGGCUGUACGUCCUGAGGCGACGCCCACCCAGUGAACGCAUCACGCAGGUCAAACUCAUGAAGGGACCCAAAGGUCUGGGCUUCAGUAUAGCAGGUGGUGUGGGGAACCAACAUGUUCCUGGAGACAACAGCAUCUAUGUCACCAAGAUCAUUGAAGGAGGAGCGGCACAUCGAGAUGGACGGCUGCAGAUCGGAGACAAAAUUCUGGCCGUGAACCACAUGACUCUAGAGGACGUCCUGCAUGAAGACGCUGUGGCAGCUCUGAAGAACACAGGAGACGUGGUUUACCUGAAGGUGGCCACCCCAACUUCCCAGUACAUCCACCAAGUGGACCGGUACAGCCCCCCUGACCUGACCAGCUCCUACAUGGAGCCAGACUACAUGUGUGAUUACCCACAAGCCCUGCCACCCCCCUCACCACGGCGCUACUCCCCCAUCCCCCGCGGCAUCAUGGGAGAGGAUGACUAUUCCAGGGAGCCCCGCAGAGUCUGCAUCCAAAGGGGGUCCACGGGUCUGGGCUUCAACAUCGUGGGUGGGGAGGAUGGAGAGGGGAUCUUCAUCUCCUUCAUCCUGGCAGGAGGUCCAGCAGAUCUGAGCGGGGAGCUCCGCAAAGGAGACCAGAUCCUCAGUGUGAACGGGGUGGACCUCAGGUAUGCCACACAUGAGCAGGCUGCAGCAGCUCUGAAGAACGCCGGGCAGACUGUGACCAUCGUAGCUCAGUACAGACCUGAGGAGUACAGUCGCUUUGAAGCAAAGAUCCAUGACCUGAGGGAGCAGAUGAUGAACAGCUCAUCAGGCAGUCUGAGAACCAACCGCACCUUCUACGUCAGAGCCCUGUUUGACUACGAUAAGCAGUGGGACUGUGGCGUCCUAUCACAGGCUCUGGACUUUAACUUUGGGGAGGUCCUUCAUGUGAUUGACAGCGCUGAUGAUGAAUGGUGGCAGGCCAGAAGACUCAACCAGCAGGGGGAGCUGGAGGAGCUGGGCUACAUCCCCUCCAAACACAGGGUGGAGAGAAAGGAGUGGUCCCGCAUGAAGACUAAAGGCAGAGAAGGUUUCAUCCACAGCUAUGAACUCGUCUCUCAGAUUGAAGUGGACUACGCUCGUCCUGUCAUCAUCCUGGGACCGACCAAAGACCGAGUCAACGAUGACUUGCUGUCCGAGUACCCGGACAAGUUCGGCUCCUGUGUACCUCACACAACUCGUCCUCGCAGGGACUACGAGGUGGAUGGGCGGGACUACCACUUUGUGUCGUCACGGGAACAGAUGGAGCGGGACAUCCAGUCACACCGCUUCAUUGAGGCAGGGCAGUACAACAACCAUCUGUAUGGGACGUCAGUGCAGAGCGUCAGACAGGUGGCUGAGCAGGGUAAGCACUGCAUCCUGGAUGUUUCAGCCAAUGCAGUGAGGAGGCUGCAAGCUGCUCAUCUCCACCCAAUUGCCAUCUUCAUCCGACCGCGGUCCCUGGAGAACAUCCUGGAUCUGAACAAGCGUCUGUCAGAAGAUCAGGCAAGGAAAGCUCUGGAUCGAGCCAUUAAACUGGAGCAGGACUUCCUGGAGUGUUUCACAGCCAUCGCUCAGGGCGACAGCUUCGAUGAGGUUUACCACCAGGUCAAACUGGUCAUCGAGGAGCAGAGCGGACCCUACAUCUGGGUUCCUGCACGGGACAGACUCUGAUUGGCUGUAUCCUGGGUGCUGUCUCCAUGGUAACCUCUUUGACCAUCAACUCUGCCUCCUCCUGUUGCUGCUGUGGGCGAAGCGACCUGACAUGGAUUUUUAUACACCUUAGUUUCUAUGACAAGAUGAUGAGCGACCCCAGUGGUUGAAUGAAUGCCGUAACCAUGGCGAUCACAUCCCCGUCUGUCUGUCCAGAGAGAGAGACAUGAUGGACUGGGAGGAUAAUCCUGUAUGAUCAGUAAAUAAUGGAGCAGAGACUGUAGAGUUCAGCUCGGAUCAAAGUAUUUAUAGUGACAUAUUUAUUGAUUGAUUUAUCUAUUUAUUUAUUGAUAUUUAUGUGAUGUGAAAAUGGUGUAUGUGUGUGUGUGUGUGUGUGUGUGUGUGUGUGUGUGUGUGUGUGUGUGUGUGUGUGUGUGUGU
Molecule: messenger RNA, 4375 nt
Organism: Girardinichthys multiradiatus
Lineage: Eukaryota; Metazoa; Chordata; Actinopteri; Cyprinodontiformes; Goodeidae
Product: disks large homolog 4-like
Exons: 17
Coding region: 2007-3956 (649 amino acids)
Biological process (GO): AMPA glutamate receptor clustering; postsynaptic neurotransmitter receptor diffusion trapping; chemical synaptic transmission
Cellular component (GO): postsynaptic density membrane; neuron projection; neuromuscular junction
Molecular function (GO): kinase binding
Source: RefSeq, a predicted model, not a curated record